Messenger RNA from Olea europaea var. sylvestris, 972 nucleotides. RefSeq names its product protein FAR-RED IMPAIRED RESPONSE 1-like. Bases 1 to 972 code for a protein of 323 amino acids. The transcript is spliced from 3 exons. NCBI's taxonomy places the organism in Eukaryota, Viridiplantae, Streptophyta, Magnoliopsida, Lamiales, Oleaceae. The record is from RefSeq and is a predicted model, not a curated record.
AUGGUGUAUAUAAGAGAUUAUCCAAACACGUAUGCUUAUGUGGAUAAUGCGUGUACAUCUUUUCACGCAAGUAAUUUGGUAUCACGCUUUAUUAGUAUGGAUUAUACUUCAGGUACAGGAGAGUUUCACAGGGAAGAAGCUGUAAUAAACGGAUUAGGAACUAUGGAAGAGCAGCACCAUGACUUAUUGGUUGAAACUAGGAAUGACAGUGUCACGAAUGAGAACGUAGGUGGAAAUGAUAACUUUGGUAAAGAUGGUGUGAAUGUGCCCGAGGUGGGUAUGAUGUUCGAUGAUGAGAAAGAAAUGUUUGAGUUCUAUAAAAAAUAUGCUUAUGAAGUGGGUUUUCCAGUUAGGAAACGGAAUUCAAAAAAGGGGGAUGAUGGUGUUGUGCGAUAUGUAACGUUUACUUGUAGUCGUGAGGGUAGAAGAAUUUAUGGUACAAGCAAUUCUUUGAAGCAGCAACCAACUAGUCAAACUGAUUGUAAAGCAAGGAUCUCGGCAUCAUUACUGAGUAAUGGAAAAUGGAGAGUAAAUACAGCCCACCUGGAUCACAAUCACAGAACGAGCCCUUCGAAGUCAAGGCUAUAUCGAUGCAAUCGAGAGCUGACUGCAAAUGUCAAACGAAAGCUUGAAGUGAACGAUAUUGCAGGAAUUCCGUUGCAUAAAAGCUAUAACUCCACAGUGGUGGAAGCAGGUGGUUAUGAGUCUAUGACAUUUAUCGAGAAAGAUUGUCGAAAUUAUAUUGAACAAGUACAACGAUUACGGCUCGGGGAAGGAGAUGCUGGCGCAAUACAAGCUUAUUUUGCUAAUAUGCAAGCACGAUGCUCAGGAUUUUACUUCAGUAUGGAUUUAGAUGAUGAGUCCCGGCUUAAGAAUGUAUUCUGGGCAGACAAUAGAUGUAGACUAGCGUAUAAAGAGUUUGAUGAUGUUGUCGCAUUUGAUACGACAUACCUGACUAACAUACCUGACUAA